Molecule: messenger RNA, 1206 nt
Organism: Cetraspora pellucida
Lineage: Eukaryota; Fungi; Glomeromycota; Glomeromycetes; Diversisporales; Gigasporaceae
Source: the annotation of a GenBank genome assembly
AUGUCGCAAAGAACCUUUCUUACAGAUGCUCAAAAAUAUGAGCUUUGUCUAUAUGCUUAUGAUAACAAGGAGACUCAGUCAGAAUAUUCUAAAGAGAAACAGCUUUCUAAUGAAGUAAUAAAUCCAGAAGCCAAACGUCACAAACCUGUUACUUUUCCAGAACUUAAGCUUGCGCUCAAAGAAUUUAUAUUAAUUUACCAAAAUCGGACCAUUUUGAGUGAUGCCUUGAUUAUUGAAAAGGCUAAAUUGCUAGCAGGUGAAUUAAAGAUUCCUGAAGGUAGGUUACAAUUUUUCCAAGGAUGGCUUCAAAAAUUUAAGGAAAGAAAUAGAAUUCGUCAAAGAAUACUUCAUAGUGAAGAACAUAAAAAGAAUAAGGAGCAUAUUUCUAUAGCAUUAUGUUCAAAUGUUGAUAGAUCUCAUAAAGUGAACCCUCUUAUUAUUGACAAGUAUACCAGCCCCUGGUGCUUUAAAAACAUGAAAAUUAAAAUUUUACCUAUGACAUAUCGAAGUAAUGCCAAGGCAUGGAUGCUCUUGGUUCUUUUUCAAGACAGCCAUGAUAUUGCUAAUUUAGCUCUUAAAUAUAUAGAUGUUCAUUUUCUUCCUCCAUAUACUACUUCAAAAAUCCAACCUAUAGAUGCAAAAAUAAUCAUAACUUUUAUAAAGGCUUAUCGAUGCUAUCAUCUUCGUUUAUUAUUAGAUCAAGUUGAAGCAGGACAUUUGAUUCAAGACUUAAAGAUAAAUAUUCUUCAAGCAAUUCAAUUUCAAUUAGAGGGUGAGAAGAAGUCUCUGCUGAAACUAUUCACAAUUGCUGAGUUAGAUAAGCUUAUUAAUGUGCUUAGUUCACAUUACCUUUCUAAUGCAAUGAAGACUGAUGAAUUCCUUAUACUCAAUAAUAAGAAUAUCAUUUAUAAAGUCCCUCCAGAUGACCAAAUUAUCAAGGAGCUUGCUUAUACAGUUAAAAAGGAUGAUAGUGUUAAAUCUGCUAAUAAAAACAUUACUGAAAUAGAUAAUAAAGAUGAUAGCAUUGAGACUAUAACUGUUAGUGGUAGUUUAGUAUUAAAUAAUUUAAAAAAUAUUCAUAUGUUUUUGCUUCAACAAGAGGGUUCAGGCAAGCAAUUUAAAUUAGUCAAUUCUUUGGAAAAAUUUGUUAAAAGCAAAAUCAUAAGUUCAGCUCAACAGACUCAUAUAAAUAAAUAUUUUAAAUGA